AUGGUUCAACCACAAAACCUCCUUCACCUGAACCGACAACUCCAGGGGGAGGUGACGGUGGUUCAACCACAAAACCUCCUUCACCUGAACCGACAACUCCAGGGGGAGGUGACGGUGGUUCAACCACAAAACCUCCUUCACCUGAACCGACAACUCCAGGGGGAGGUGACGGUGGUUCAACCACAAAACCUCCUUCACCUGAACCGACAACUCCAGGGGGAGGUGACGGUGGUUCAACCACAAAACCUCCUUCACCUGAACCGACAACUCCAGGGGGAGGUGACGGUGGUUCAACCACAAAACCUCCUUCACCUGAACCGACAACUCCAGGGGGAGGUGACGGUGGUUCAACCACAAAACCUCCUUCACCUGAACCGACAACUCCAGGGGGAGGUGACGGUGGUUCAACCACAAAACCUCCUUCACCUGAACCGACAACUCCAGAGGGAGGUGAUGGUGGUUCAACCACAAAACCUCCUCCACCUACUACCGAAGCACCAAGUGAGGAUGGCAUGAUUUGAAAAUUGCUUCAAGGUCGAACAUAGUGCAAUGCUAAAUUGUUUAUUUUAUUUUAGAUCCAUGCACCCCUGGCACAUGUGGCGAUGGCAGUACCUGUAUACCUCUUUUUAAUCAAAACUUUGAAUGCAAGUGUUUGGCUGGUGAUAACUACAAUAAAAAGACCCAGUCAUGCGAUCGUGGUAAGUUCUCUUGUAUUAUUGAUUAAAUCAGGGUUUGUUUGUUUUUUUUUGUUGUUGUUGUUGUUGUUCAAUGAAAAAGCUACAACAAGAUUAAUUGUUAUAGCUUUAAUUAAAUAUAAAUGUGUGCUUCUUGGGAUAACUGGGAGUUAGUUAGUUUCCCAGCAUAGACCUACUGUAAUCAUUUAUUGCAAUGACCUUUUUGCAGCUAAUUCUGGUCAUUGCAGUCUGUUCAGAAAUGUCAAACACAUUUCAGAAGACCUGUAAGACAUUAUUUUUUAGAAAAUAUAUACCCUGUUAGUGCAGCAUUUUGUAUAUAUGGACAAAUAUUAUACUCCCUACCUCUAAUACGAGUAAUAUGAUUGGCAUUUGUUCUGACAAAUGUAAAGCUCAAUGUAGAAGACAACAGCUGAGAUUAGCAUUAGUCCUAUUGCAACCCAGCCCUUUUAAUAGUUUGAAUUUUGGAGUUUUUAUUUUACUAUUGUGUCAAACAUAUGAUAUUGUAUUUUCUUGUUUUAGCAAAAGUUUUCCCUGGACAGCUUUCUCUUCCUAACGUAGAUGGAAAAAACCUAGACGACCAGAGAUCAAAAGAAUUUUCGAAGGUCUCAAGUGAAGUCAUCAAAGAGGUAAGCAAUUGUUUCAUGUUUUUUUUUUUUUUUUAAAUCAGCUAUGUGGAUGAAGUGUUAUUGCAUGCAGCCACUUUACUAGUAAAUGUACAUCUUACUCAUCUGUGCUGCUGCUGUGUAGUUACCUGAGUCUUGUGCAAUGAGUGCACUAUAUUUCAGCACUAUGGCUACACCAUUAAAAUAAUCUUGAGGCUGUGUCCUUCAAUCAGCUAAAAAAAAUCUGUUUUCUUUCUAAAACAGCUGCAAAAUGCUCUUGGUUCUGACUCUGGCUACAUUAGAUCUACAGUGCUGAGAUUCCUGUAAGUAUCUGAGUGACAACAUUUUUACCAUCUGACUGUUUCUUUAUUGGGAAUCAUAUUUUUUUGCAAUACAGUAUCAGCAUACUGCUGUUAAUCAUUAAAGAAUGUGAUAAUCAAUAAAUGUAUUUCUUUCAACAUAGAGUACCAGGCAGUACCAGAUUUUGGUCAAGGGAAGAGAAUAGUGUCUUAGCAGAUGUGGAGAACAUAUAUGAGACAACAGCUGAUAUUACAGCAGCCAAGAUUCAAAAAUCAGUGACGGAACACAUUCAGAAAUUACCUGGUGGCUCUGAAUUGGGUGGAGGAACCUUUACUGGUAAGUUUAUCAGCACAGGGGAGCAAAUCCAAUCUUUGUGUUAAUUAAUAGUAUGAUCUCUGUAAUAGCUGUUCAAGCAAGACAUAAUUUUUAUAUAUACUAUAAUUAAAGAGUUUGCCACAUAAUCUCAAAUUUAUCCAUAUACUUCCAUCCAACAUUUCAACAUGAAAGAAGUCUUUGAAUACGUACAGUUUGCUUUGACAUCCCUCCUGUAAAAUCAUUGGUCGAUCACUAUCAGAGCUGUGAAAUGCAGAAGCACCUGUGGCUAUGAUGAUUUUAGAACUACAUGCACUUUGAGCUUUUGACUCAGUGUGAGAAAACGCUUUUCCUCAAAACGGAUUAAAGGAAAGAGGAUAGGCGUCCAUCACACUGGGUUAACAGAACAGAUGAGAAAUUUGCAACUUGAUUCAUUGCUGGUAAAAUCAGCCAGGAUUAUGAAACUGAUGCGGCUAUAACAUGCAGCAUUACUCUUGUUCUUAAGAGACUGGUGUUUGCUACUUUUCUACCUUGUGAGCACUAGAUGUAAUGCUGAACUUGGGUUAAAAACAGGAUGAAGUUACAUCAGAAAACAACUAGAUUUAUUUUUAACCAACAGGAACACAGUCCUGACAUCCUCCUGUCUAAAAAACAAAACAAAGCAACUUUCAAAACUUCCUAAAGAAAAAGAAAAACAAAUAUUGCUCAUGCUCUGGUACUUCAGAUGGGUGGCUUUGAUUCCAGAGAUCCCUGGAUGCUGAAUUAUACUACUUGCAUUGUAGUUAAAAACAACUAAGAAGUUGACAAAAGAGACCAAUAGUAGAGUCAUCGAGUUAUGAGUUGCUACUUACGGUGCUUUUCACACAUUUCAGACUUGAGCUCAUAUCUAAUUAUUUGUUUUCAAGUGGGCUUCAUAUUCUGUGCCUCUGUUCUUAUUUGAGUUGGCUGCAAUGAUCUUCUUAUUUGCCUUUCUUUAAAGAGGGGGACCUGUGUGAAGGGAACGCCUGUGAUGCAACAACCACCACGUGCACACCAGCUGAGGGAUCUUUUGUCUGCAACUGCUUAGCUGGCUAUAUUAAAACAACCUACGCCCAGAGGAUGUGCACUGGUAAGCUUAUUUAGCAAGUCCAAAGAAAGGACAGAGAGCGUUUGUUUAUGAAAACCAUAUCAGCCUGUCUUGGACUUGAUUAACUGAAUAUAUUUUUUUACACUCUAGCUUGUCCAAGUGGCGAGAAAGCUAGUUCAGAUAAAUGUGUCCCGUAAGUAUUUCAUUGUCAUUGCUUUUAGAUUUUGCUGCUAUUAGAUUUUACGAAUUAGAUGUCAAUCUCUGCAAAGGCAGAUAAUUGAGUGCUUUGUAAAUUUGUGUUUUAUUGAAAACUUGGUCUGAAUGCAAAUGUGAAAUUAAUCCUCUUUGUUUUCAGAUGCUCAUUUGGUUACAGUGGAUUCAACUGCAAUGAAUGUGAGUAUAUAGUAUGUGUUUGAAUGUGCAAAAACAAACAUAAUUUAGGGUAAAAUUUGCUCUUUACAAAGGACUGCAAAUAUAUCCAGCUUUCCUUUGACAUUCUUGUAGACUAAUCAUGACUCUACCUCCCCAAUUAUGUUUGUUUAUAACACCUAAAAAAUCAACAUUUAAUUUAGCUUGAAUAUGUAAACAUAUUAGUCAUAAUCCUUAUAAAUCAUCAAAUUUCUACUAAUUAUAGGUAAAUAUUAUUUCCAGCCCAGUGUUAGGCCUUGGGCUUGGCAACAAGGUCAAACAUAAUGCUAGUAUCUUUGAAGCCCUUUCACAAGUGAAGCCUCAUCAUUGAUCUCCUUGUCAUUGGGUUUUGUUAGCAUGGAAGCUUGUGCUGGUCAUCGUUGGCUCCGUGUUUGGAGGACUGCUGCUUCUCUCAGUCAUCGGCAUGAUUGUGAUGGCACGCAGGUUGGUCUCUCUGAUUCAUCUACUUCCUGCUGUUCACUUUUUUAUUUGUCAUAUUCUCUUCAUGGCACAUUAUUACAAAUCUUUUGGUGGUCCUUUUAAAUGCUUGUAGUGUUUCCAACGUAUUUUAUUUUGAGCACACAUAAAACGAAUUUUAACAAAUCUGUUCACUGAUCUAUUUUUCAAAAGAUUUAAUCCUCUCUGUCCUGUUCUGUCUUGUCAGACCUGCCAAAAAGAGUUCAAAGAAGGUAAAAGGUGAAAAUGUCAACGGCUUCUCUACCAAGGCACCACUGGUCAGCGACAGCUCAGCCAACAACCGGGCAGCUGCAGUGAACGGCCCAGCCAAUUCCUUUUCUAAUGCUGGGGUACCCAGAAUCCCACGUGCCACAACUGCAAACAGCUUGGACGGCAGAACCAACCUGGAGAUGACUCCAAGCAACAGCCGGCAAGGUUUUAACCCUGCCGCAGGAAGAAACCCAGUGAGUAUGACCGUGUAUGUUUGACAUGGGUUGGUUGGUGCUUGUCAUGUGCUUGAAGUAUUAAAACCAAUCUUGUUUCAUUGCAGCGGCUCUAUGAUGACCCCGAUGACUUAAAACCCUACUCACAGUCUCGACCCCAGAGCAGCCACUAUGCACAGUCUAGACCCCAGAGUAACCCCUAUGCCCAGAGUCGACCACAGACCAACCCAUAUGCCUCCAACCAGGGCUAUGCCAACCCUUACUACAAGCACGAUGAUGGAAGACGGUUAUAUUAG
Messenger RNA from Xyrichtys novacula (pearly razorfish), 4578 nucleotides. The record is from the annotation of a GenBank genome assembly. NCBI's taxonomy places the organism in Eukaryota, Metazoa, Chordata, Actinopteri, Labriformes, Labridae.